Coregonus sp. 'balchen' is the source of this 1440-nucleotide messenger RNA. The record is from the annotation of a GenBank genome assembly. NCBI's taxonomy places the organism in Eukaryota, Metazoa, Chordata, Actinopteri, Salmoniformes, Salmonidae.
AUGGGUAAGGUAAGCAGAACAUAUAAUUUUCCACACAAAAAAAAACAUUACAGACCGCCUUUUCAAGUCUAUUGCCAUUCCAUUUCAGAUUUAGUCAUAAGAGUUUUGUCUGAAAUCAUAAUUGUUGUAUGACUCCUGAUUUUAUUUUUGCCUGGUUCCAGAUCUGAUUGUGCUGUAUAACCAACUCCUGUGGCCGUUGUAUGGCAUGACAUUGACAAUGACCAUGACAAUAGGUGUUGGUGAGACAGCACAUUCAGAUCUGGGACUAGGCUAGGAAAAUAGAGGUGUUCUCCUAUCCUUCAUACCAUUCUCAAAUAUAUUUGCAGAGUCAAUUUCAUGUGUUUUACACCCAGAAAGAAGGUUCUAAGCUAGUUUGAUUAAAAUGUAGAGAUGUGCUUCUGCCUGUAUUCCCAUUAACUUUAGAGGCUCUCUGUUCAGAUCAUCUUCUACGAGGGCAGGAAUUUUGAGGGACGCCACUAUGAGUGCAGUGGUGACUGCGCUGACAUGCACUCCCACUUCUCCCGGUGUAACUCCAUCCGGGUGGACAGCGGGUGCUGGGUGGCCUAUGAGAAGCCUAACUAUUCUGGGUACCAGUACAUGCUGACAAGGGGGAAGUACCCUGACCACCAUCGCUGGUCCGGCUUCAACGACUGCAUCCGCUCCUGUCGCAUAAUCCCUGCUGUGAGAACGGCUUUAUCUUGACCGUCAUGACACAACAUAACACAAACAAAUGCUCUUGAAUCUGUUGUGCCUUUGUAAACAUUUAUAACAGCUGGUAUAAGUUUGGCAUGGUUAUAUAGGCAAUUGACUUGUCACAAACCACUAUUUAGGAAUGUUUGUAAAAGGUAAGCCUUGCCAAUAGAAAUUGACCAAAACAACAGUUUUAUUUUGUUAGCCCUCCAUAACAUUGCAGGAGAUAUCUCUCAGGUGGAUGCUGUCAGAUGUCAGAUUCAAGAUUCCCAUAAGCUUACAUCAGCUGUCAUGACUGAUUACAACACCGGUUACUUAAUUAUGACAAUAUUAUGUGUAGCUAGGGAGUUCAUGAAGUUCCCCAAACUUUCCAAGCCUUCAUACUAAGUGUUCAGGCCUAAGUCUGACAUUGAAAACCAGUAUUUCAGUUCUAUAAAGUUAAUCAAUUUUCUCCUUGCGCAGUACAAUGGAAACUACAGGAUGAAGAUCUUUGAGAGAUCAGACUUUGGGGGCAAGAUGAUGGAGCUGAGCGACGACUGCCCCAACCUGCAGGACCGCUUCCACCUGAGAGACAUUUCCUCCUGCAAUGUUAUGGAGGGCUACUGGAUCCUCCACGAGCACCCAAACUACAGGGGCCGUCAGUACUUCCUGCGCCCUGGCGAGUACAACAAGCACAGCGACUGGGGCAGCAUGAGCUCCACCAUCGGCUCGGUGCGUCGCGUCACAGAGCUGAAGCAAAACAACCAAUAA